CUCACUUAUUACUAAUUGGGCGUUAGUUGUGAGUUUUUUCAUUAAGUGUUAAAAGUAUGGAUGAAAGAGACUCGAAAAAGAAGUCGAAAUCCUUAGGAGUGUCGUUUCGGAAAAGAAGAAGGGAGACUCAUUUAACCUUGGAAUCAUGGUUCAAGCCGAGCGGCACUCGAAGGCCGACAAGUCAGAGGCCAAACUCGACGGUGGGCCCCCGGCCCAAUUCGGAAACCGACAUGGACCAGCAGGACGACGAAGAUUACGUGAAAAUGAUCGCGACCAUGUCCGAGAAAGACGUCAACGUUAAGAUCGAAGAGAUGCUGAGCGACAUGAAUUUGAACGACGACAAAAAGAAACCGCUAAGGGACAUGCCCUUAGAUCAGAAAAAGAACAUGCUCGUUAUGCAGAAAAAAAACAAGAGCCAACAGGACACCGGUAAUCAUCAGUACCUCGAGCAGCACUUGCGCAGCGACAUCCAGCUGAACAAGCUGCUGUCGUGCAUUGAAAGCUUGAGGGUUGCGCUCGCGAACAACCCGCUGUGGUGGGUGGAAAAAUUCGGCAGCCAAGGCAUGAAAUUAAUCAUGAAAGUGCUCGAAGUAGGCCUCAAACACAAGGACGUGAAGCUGCAACACGAAUGCUUGAAGUGUCUAGAGAAGUUCAUGAACAACACGACCGGCAUAAAAUUGUUCUUCCUCAGCGACAAAGGUCACGUGACGGUGGCUAGAUGUUUGGACCACGAAAAACCGAACGUGAUGAUUCAGGCACUGAAGAUUUUGGCGCCGGUUUGUUUUCUGCAAGAAGGCAACGAAGACGGGGCCAGAAAAGUGCUUUUGGCCGUGACGAAGGUCGCCGAAGAGCAGGACAGAGAAAGAUUUCUACCGAUAGUCAAAGGCAUAACCAAGACGAACAACGCGGAUCUACAGAGCAUGUGUUUUCAAUUCAUCAACGCCCUAUUGUCGGAGACCGAGGAUUUCGAGUUCCGUAUGCAUCUGAGGAACGAGAUAGUGAGAAACGGACUCUACGAUAAACUCCUGGAACUGAAGAACGAAACGAAUCCGAUAAUCAAAACCCAGUUCGAAAUCUUUGAACGGGACAAGGAGGCCGACGCUGACGAGCUCCACGAACGCUUCGACAAGGUGAGGAUAGACACGGACGACAUCCAAGAUUGUUUCGAAGUGCUGAAGAACAUGACGUUGGAGACAUCGUGCGAGCCUUAUUUCUUGAGCGUGCUGCAGCAUUUGUUGUUCAUCAGGGACGACGUUAAUAUCAGGCCAGCUUACUUUAAAAUUAUAGAAGAGGUGGUGUCGCAAAUAGUUUUGCAAAAGUCAGGGCUGGACCCGGACUUCAAAAGAAACCACCUGGAUAUAGAUCUUCAGCCGCUUUUAGACGAACUGAAAGAAAGACCGCCGUCGGUGGACUCGGGCAAAGUGCUAGAGCUGCAGAAGCAGCUCGAGGAAGUAUUGGCGGCGAAGGCUGAAGCGGAGGCGAAGCUCGAAUUGCUCCAGGGUCGGACUGGUAACUCCGAAGGCGGAAAACUGGAUCCGUCACUGGUCGGAAAGGUUAAUCUGCCGCCUCCUCCUCCGCCGAUGCCCGGAAUGGGAGGGCCGCCCCCACCACCGAUGCCCGGAAUGGGCGGUCCUCCCCCACCACCGAUGCCCGGAAUGGGAGGGCCUCCCGCACCGCCGAUGCCCGGAAUGGGAGGGCCGCCCCCACCACCGAUGCCCGGAAUGGGACGGCCGCCCCCGCCACCGAUGCCAGGAGUGGGCGGCCCCCUACCUCCGCCUAUGCCAGGAAAAUUGCCUCCACCCCCGCCCGGCAUGGGUAUGCCUCCGAUGCCACCCGGCAUGGUACCAUUGCCCGGUAUGGCCCCCCCGGGCGUCUUACCCUACGGCCUGAAGCCGAAGAAAAAGUGGGAAGUGAAGGGACCGUUGAAGAAGGCGAAUUGGAAAGCUAUCGUGCCCCAAAAACUAUCGGAAAAGUCGUUCUGGGUGAAAGCGAAGGAGGAGGAGCUGGCGGAGCCCGACAUCCUCGAUGGUUUGGCCAAGAAGUUCUCCACGAAGCCUCUCAAGUCUACAGAAGACGAUACGGAUAGGAUCAGCAACAGCGGCACAUUAAAGAAAGUGAAAGAGCUGAAGGUUUUGGACGGUAAAACGGCGCAAAAUAUCAGUAUUUUGUUAAACGGUAGCUUGAAGCACAUGGCUUACGAUGACAUAAAGCGGGCGCUUCUCAGGUGCGACGAGAACGUUCUAACGGAGAACGUCACGCAGCAGUUAAUUCAGUAUUUACCCCCGGCCGAUCAACUGGCAAAACUUCAAAGUCUGAAAGACUCUUACAAGGAACUCACGGAGGCCGAACAGUUUUGCGUGAAAAUGUCGGAAGUGAAGCGGCUACUUCCCAGAUUGAAGUCGCUGAGUUUCAAGCACCAUUACGUGGAAAUGGUUAACGAUACAAAACCGGAUAUCGUGGCCGCCACCGCCGCCUGCGACGAGGUGAAAAAGAGCAAAAAGUUCGCCAGAAUCUUGGAGCUCAUUCUCCUGAUGGGCAACUACAUGAACUCCGGUAGCAGGAACGGCGGCGUGUACGGCUUCGAGAUGAGUUUCCUCACCAAGUUGACCGGAACAAAAGACGCGAACAACAAAACCACGUUGCUCCAUUACAUCGCUGAAACGAUCGAGACCAAAUGGCCGGACCUGUUGAACUUUUACGACGAAAUGCCUCAUGUGGACAGGGCGUCUCGCGUGUCGCUCGACUCGAUACAGAAAACGCUGAGCCAGAUGGACGGCAGCGUGCGGAAUCUAAAAACGGAUCUGACGAACAACAGGGUGCCGCAGGGCGACGACGAUAAAUUCGUCGACGUAAUGGACAAAUUCGCGGAGGAUGCCAGAGAGCAGUGCGACAUAAUGCAAAAGAUGUUCAAGAAGAUGGAGGGCUUGUACAACGAUCUCGCAGAGUAUUAUUCGUUCGACAAGCAGAAAUACACGCUGGAAGAGUUUUUUACGGAUCUUAAGACUUUCAAAGACAGCUUCAUACAAGCGAAAUCGGACAACCAAAAGGAAAGGGAAAUGGAGGAGAAACGGGAAAAGGCUAGGCUGGCGAAAGUGAAGCAGGAUCAGGACAAGGAGGAGAGGAACAAGCGACGGUUGAUCGAUAUGAACCCGACGCAAACGCAGGAGGGCGUCAUGGACAGCUUCCUGCAAGCCCUGUCGACAGGCAGCGCCUUCGGCAGGGAGCAGAAGCGAAAACGGGGGCCCAGACCUGCCGGGGAUGCCCUUUUGGAAACUUUGUUAGAGUGCGAGAUGGAUCUCAUCGAAGCGGAAAGAAGAGCACAACUUCAACGAUCGAGAUCGAGGACGGGUCUUAUAACUGGAAGGGAACUAACUAGCGAAAUAACGGCGUAAGCCAAUCCAAAGUGUGACAAACGAACUGACAACGAAUCGAUUUUUUAACGCUCAACUUUUGAAAAAUACGAAGAAAUAAGUUUUUAUACAUAGAGAGUGAUAAAAGAGAAUAAUUUAUUUUAGAUUAACGCUUUCUGUACAUAUUUUGUAAGUAUAUAUUUGUAUAUUUUGGAUAGGUAGCUUAAAUAAGGAAUCUCCCGUGAAAAAAAACGAUAUUUCGAGUUUAAUUUUUUGUUGUUUUUGCAAUGUUAGGAUUUUUUUGAUUUCAACGUCUGGAACUAAACUAACGAUGAUACUAAAAUCAAGUUCAAAAUGGUUGAAAUUUUUCAUGCUGAAAACUAUUUAUAUAAAUUGCUUAUAACCAGGAGGAAUUUGCUGCAAUUUAUACCAUACUUAAGAAGCAAAGAGACUAUCGAAAAAUGUA
Messenger RNA from Cylas formicarius (sweet potato weevil), 3816 nucleotides. Its product is annotated as protein diaphanous-like. The record is from RefSeq and is a predicted model, not a curated record. Gene Ontology annotation, biological process: actin filament polymerization; actin cytoskeleton organization. Lineage: Eukaryota; Metazoa; Arthropoda; Insecta; Coleoptera; Brentidae. Gene Ontology annotation, molecular function: actin binding; microtubule binding; small GTPase binding. Gene Ontology annotation, cellular component: actin filament; cytoplasm.